Truncatella angustata is the source of this 1590-nucleotide messenger RNA. Its product is annotated as Tannase/feruloyl esterase. The record is from RefSeq and is a predicted model, not a curated record. The coding region runs from base 1 to 1590 and encodes 529 amino acids. The transcript has 3 exons. Lineage: Eukaryota; Fungi; Ascomycota; Sordariomycetes; Amphisphaeriales; Sporocadaceae.
AUGUGUGCCGCAUUAGUUGCUGCUUCAGCCUGUGCGAGUGCGACUUUCACAUACCCUUCCCUUUUGGGCGCCGAGUUUCUCUCAAUCACGGCAAACUUGGUCCAGAACCUGACUCGAGAGGUCUCUGAUCAACUGUAUUACAACCACCCAUCGAUCUCACUGAAAGGGGUCAAGUAUUGCAACGUCACCGUAACGUAUACUCAUCCUGGUCAGAAUGACACCAUCAACGUCGAGAACUGGCUGCCCAUGGACACCUGGAACAAACGCCUGAUGGCGGUAGGGGGAGGUGGAUACAUUGCUGGUAGAUUCGCUCUUUCCUACGCCGCUAUGGCUGGGGCCAUUGGAGAGGGUUAUGCGGCGACGUCGUCCGAUGCAGGCCUUCCCGCCAAUGCGUACAGUCCCGAUGAGUGGGCUCAAGUCAGCCCCGGGAACCCAAACCUCUAUCUUCUCCAGGAUGUGGCUUCUGUAGCCUUAAAUGAUCAGGCAGUCAUCAGCAAGUCCGUAAUUAACGAUUUCUACGGUCAGCCCCCGUCCUUCUCCUACUGGAGUGGAUGCUCUCAAGGCGGCCGCCAGGGAAUGACGCUGGCACAGAGAUACCCCGAUGCUUAUGAUGGCAUUGCCGCUGCAGCCCCGGCCUUUAAUUGGGCCCAGUUUAUUCCUGCCGCAGCUUGGGCUCAAGUCAUGAUGGAUCUGCUGGACACCUUUCCCUUUCCAUGCGAGCUGAACGCUAUCACGGAUGCUGCCGUCGCAGCAUGCGAUGCUUUGGACGGGAUAACCGAUGGUCUGGUAAGCGAUGCGGCCUCUUGCAAUUUUGACCCUUUCAGUGUGGUUGGGCAGCCAAUCAAUUGUACCGACGCGGGAGCUGUUAUGAACAUUAGUAAAGGAGCAGCCACUAUCGCCAAUCUUACUUGGACAGGCCCAAGAUCAUCCGACGGUGAAUUCCUCUGGUAUGGACCUUACUCCCAGGCCCGACUUACUGGUGCAGCGGAAGCUUCGGGUACCACCUCUGACUUGGGAUAUGCUAUGACCAGCUGUACCAACGGUACCUGUUAUGGUGUUCCGACCGGUCUUGGCGAGUCAUGGCUCAAGUAUUGGGUCGAAAAAGACCCGAAUUGGAACUACACCGCCAUAACAUCUGCGGAUGAGUUUGCCAAAUUGUUUCACGAGUCUGUGAGGCAGUUCGAUUCUGUUAUUGGCACAUCUGAUGCCGACCUCCGAGCUUUCCAAGCUGAGGGUGGAAAGAUGAUUACCUAUCAUGGACUUGCUGAUGGUCUUAUUCCCACUGGCGGCACCGUGGACUACUACGACCGGGUGUUGAAGGUGACGCCUAACGCACAAGACUACUUCCGCUUCUUUGAAGUCCCUGGCCUUGCUCACUGCUCAGGAGGCAGUGGUGGACAGCCUACGGCCACGUUUCAAGCAUUGGUGGACUGGGUUGAGAAUGGAAUUGUCCCCGAAACACUCCCAAUCAGCUUCAAUGACACGGCGGGCGUCUUGAACACGCGGAUUCUCUGCCCAUAUCCCGAAAAGGUGCAGCUUAAGUCGAACUGUACAACAACCACAAGCCCCGAAUGCUUCGAAUGCGCAUAA